This is a messenger RNA of Trametes versicolor FP-101664 SS1, 2361 nucleotides long. RefSeq lists its product as uncharacterized. The transcript has a single exon. NCBI's taxonomy places the organism in Eukaryota, Fungi, Basidiomycota, Agaricomycetes, Polyporales, Polyporaceae. Gene Ontology annotation, molecular function: nucleic acid binding; zinc ion binding; aspartic-type endopeptidase activity. The record is from RefSeq and is a predicted model, not a curated record. Gene Ontology annotation, biological process: proteolysis. The annotation marks the transcript as partial.
AUGUCAACUCACUACCACGGAUCCCCACCGUCAAGCCCGCCAUUCACCAACAGCGACUUCACUGGAUUUGGAUCGUCCCGGUCAGUCAUGGACAUGCCCGUAGAAGGAACCAAGCUCGCCCCAAGGAUCUUCAAGGGAGACCCAGCGGAUGUUGAGGUCUUCCUCCGUAGGUUUGAACGACUCGCCAUGCGUCAUAGCCUGACUGAACAGGAAAGAUGUGAGACUGUAGUCGACUAUUGCAGCAAGGUGGUCCGUGAAACCAUUGAAGGUUUUGCCGCCUACCGUCAGAACGAUUGGGCCCAGCUCAAAGCCAACAUCAGAAUCUACUGGAAUGCGGACCUGGAAUCAAAGCGCUUCCGCAUCCGUGACCUGCAGGCCUUUACUGCCCGGACCAGAAAGGAAGCUAUCCUCGAGCUACGUCAGUGGCGUAGGUACCUCAGAAGGUUCAUCCGCAUUGCCGGCUGGUUGCUGGGCCAGAAAAAGCUCUCAGACACCGAUUACGCAUAUUUCAUGUGGACAGGCCUACCAUCGUCUUUCAGAAGAAGACUGGAAGCCCGCCUACUUUUGGAAGACCCACACCAUGACAUGUCCGAGCCGUUCAACCCAGAUAAUAUCAGGAAUGCUGCUGAGGCGCUCCUUGGUGUUGACAGGUUUGACACGGAACGACUAGGGACAGAAGAUUGGUCCGAAGAAGACACCGAGGAUGACUUUGAUGACAAACAGGAGGCCCGCAACCGAGCCCUCCUCCAAGGAAAGAAGACGCGCCGAAAAGAAGAGUCAUGGAAAAGACUCUUUGAAGAAGAUACCGAUGAAAGCGACACUGAAGAACUUCUCCCGCCAAGACAGGAGGAGCCCCGAACCCAGGACCACCCAAAGACACCUGAGCCACGAGGCAAGAAGGCUACCAAGCAGAAAUACGAUGAGGACCAGGAGUUUACCCAGAUGGUAGACAAGAUGCAGCAGCUGUCACUCGAUGACCCACAGUAUGGUUUCCUGUAUCUAAAGGUCUGCCAGCUUCGACCAUUUGCAGAACAGUGCCUCCCAAAGCCAGUCUUAGCACCAAAGCCAGCACCAAGACGGGACCCACCAAGAGACUCACCGCCACACAUUCUCCGGCCAGAUCCUGGACGAUUUCAGCAAGAUCGUUACCGACAGAACCCCCCACCGCCAAUGAACAGUAACUGCUUUGGAUGCGGAGAGGCUGGUCACAUGUUCCGUGAGUGCCCUUCCAUGGCCGACUUUAUGAAGAAGGGUCAUGUCAUGAGGGAUUAUCGCGGACGAUACAUCCGCAGUGAUGGGUCACCCAUUCGACGCAAUCAGGAUGAGACAUGGGUACAAGCAAUCCGUCGCAUGAUCCCAGGAGUUCACUUCAUCUCGUAUGGUGGACGUAUCAAUCCUGAGGACGAGGAACCGCUUCUACAGGCUGAAGAAGAUGGAGAAGAAGAGGAAGAAGAAACCGCAGAUGUCAUGGUCUACCCAGUCGAACGGUCUCAGCGUGAGACCAGAAGCUACCGAAGGCAGGCAUUUGAUGGAGUCAAGACUCCGCAGAUGGAUAAAACCAAGCAAAAGGACCAACCAAGAAAUCUGCAGCCAGCCAUCCAAGGACCCACUCGAUUCCCCAUGCAACGGCUCACCCCUGUUGAAACACAGCAGCCCACGUUCAACCCAAACAAUGAUAUUGAGAUGGUAGAAGACCGGACCCAGACCCACCGAGCAAGACAGUCACCUCCUCAGUCACGGGUCCAGUCUCAGCCUCAACCCCAACCACAGAUGACCCUGAAGCAACCACAACAACAGCAGUUGGAGCGUAUCAAGCCGCCGCCUCGCCUGUCUCAGCUGAGCAAGGAGGUGAGUUCUGACACCAUCCUGAACAAGAUCCUUGACUCUACACUAAGCAUGACCGUACGCGAAGUGGUAGGCGUCUCGAAAGAUGUUGCAGGACGACUCCAGGACAUCCUGAAAGUCCGGAAGGCAGAGUUUGUACAGCUACCAGCCACAAACCUAGUCACUGCUCACACCGGAGCCCUCAUCCGUGUAGAAGUCGAGUGUAACCACAAACCAGUCUCGUUCAUUGUCGACACGGGUUCCCAGUUGAACAUCAUCAGUGAGAAGGUAUGCAAGAACAUCAUUCGUCGGCCAAUUAACACGAAUGAAGCCAUCUCAAUGAACGACGCGAACGGAGGAUCAGGAAGGCUGCUCGGACUCAUUGAAAACGUACCCAUCCAGUUUGGAUUUGUCAAAACACCGAUCAAUGCCUACGUAGCAGAAAACCCACCAUUUGAUGGACUACUGGGAAGGCCCUGGCAGAAGGCUCACAAGAUUGGAAUUGAGGAACGAGACGAUGGAACAUACCUCACCUUC